AUUUUAUCGCUAUAAAUUAGUUUUUAUUUUCUAGAAUUUUAUAUAAAUGGAGUCACACAGUAUGUACACUUUGUGUCUAGCUUCUAUCAGUCAGUGUGCUGGUUAAUGUUAUGUGUCAACUUGGCUAGGCCAUUAUACCCAGUGUGGUGUAUUGUUCUCCACUUUGUGAUCUAAUUGUCCUCCAUUUUGUGGUUUUGUAUAAUUAUCCUCCAUUUUGUGUGUUGUAAGUCUUAAACCUCUAUAUGCUAAAGAAGCAGGAAUAGUGUGGGGUGUAUUUUGAGUCACAGCCUUACUAAAGGGUAUGACAAGUCAUAGCCUUACUCAAGUCACUACCUUUAUUUAAGUAAUUCCCUUACUCCAGUCACCACCUUAUCUGAUGUAAGGGGAGUUUCCUUGAGUGUGUGGCCUUAACCCAACCUAUUUGGACACUCUGGCAAAGCUCUCUCUUACUCUGGGUCCUGCAUUGGGCUUAUCAUCUGACCUCCAGUUCACCCUGCCGAUCCUGGGAUUCUCUUCCUUCUGCAGCCCUAUGAACCAAUAGCCUGCCAUCUGACCUGCUGAUUGUUCAUCAGCCCUUGUAACCAUGUAAGUCAGGAGAAGCCUCCAGCCUGAUGCCUGACCCAUGAAUUUGGGACUGGCCAACCUCUACAACUGUGAGCCAUUUCCUUGAGAUAAAUCUGUAUAUAUAUGUAUAUACUCCAUUGGCUUUUUUUCUCUAGACAACCCAGCCUAAGUCAGCAUAAUGAUUUCGAGGUUCAUCCAUAUUGUUGCCUGUAUCAAUAGUUCAUUCCUUUCAUUUACUGAAUACCACUAUUACCUACUGUUUAUCCAUUUUCUAUUUGAUGGACACAUGGUUCAUUUCAAGUUUUUGGCUAUUGUGAAUAAAGCUGUUCUGAAUAUUUGUGUAUAACACUGUCUCAGUAUACGCUUUUAUUUCUUUAGGUUGAAUACUUAGAACUAGAAUGGCUGGAUGGUAUAUUUAACUUUUAUUAGAAACUGUCAAAUAGUUUUUCAAAGUGGGUUUAACCAUUUUACAUUUCUGCCUGCAGUAUAUGAGUUCUAAUUACUCCACAGCCUCACUAACGCUUGGUAUCAUCAGUUUUCAUAAUUGUAGCUGCCCUAUCUUUGCAGUGCUAUCUCAUUGUGGUUUCAGUAUGUGUUUCCUGAAUGACCAGUACUGUGGUCUUUUCAUCUGCUGAUUGGCCAUUUGAAUAUCUGCUUUUGUAAAAUGUAUGUUCAAAUAUUUUGCCCAUUUUUAAAAAUUGAGCUUAUUUAUUUUUGAGUUUUAGAAGAUUUAAAAAUGUAGAAUCUCUGUAUCAGUUGUUAGAUAUACGUAUUGUGAAUAUUUUCUGUGUUGUGUGGCUUGCCUUUUUAUUUCUUUUUCUAAUUUUUAUUGUGCUUUAAGAGAAAGUUUACAAAUCAAGUCAGCCUCUCACACAAAAACUUAAUAUACACCUUGCUACAUACUCCCAAUUGCUCUCCCCCUAAUGAGACAGCCCACUCCCUCCCUCCACUCUCUCUUUUAGUGUCCAUUUCACCAGCUUCUAACCCCCUCUACCCUCUCAUCUCCCUUCCAGGCAGGAGACGCAAACAUAGUCUCAAGUGUCCACCUGAUCCAAGAAGCUCACUCCUCACCAGCAUCCCUCUCCAUCCCAUUGUCCAGUCCAAUCUCUGUCUGAAGAGUUGGCUUUGGGAGUGGUUCCUGUCCUGAGCCAACAGAAGGAAGGUCUGGGGGCCAUGACCACUGGGGUCCUUCUAGUCUCAGAUCAUUAAGUCUGGUCUUUUUACGAGAAUUUGGGUUCUGCAUCCCACUGCUCUGCUGCUCCGUCAGGGGUUCUCUGUUGUGUUCCCUGUCAGGGCAGUCAUCAGUUGUAGCCAGGCUCCAUCUAGUUCUUCUGGUCUCAGGCUGAUGUAGUCUCUGGUUUAUGUGCCCUUUCUGUCUCUUGGGCUUGUAAUUACCUUGUGUCCUUGGUGUUCUUCAUUAUCCUUUGCUCCAGGUGGGUUGAGUCCAGUUGAUGCAUCUUAGAUGGCCAAUUGCUAGCGUUUAAGACCCCAGAUGCCAUUCUCCAAAGUGGAAUGCAGAAUGUUUUAAUAGAUUUUAUUAUGCCAAUUGACUUAGAUGUCCCCUAAAACCAUGGUCUCCAAACCCCCGCCCCUGCGACGCUGGCCUUCAAAACAUUGUUUAUUCAGGAAACUUCUUUGCUUUUGGUUUAGUCCAGUUGUGCUGACCUCUCCUAUAUUGUGUGCUGUCUUUUCCUUCACCUGAAAUAGUUCUUGUCUACUAUCUGUUUAGUGAAUAUCCCUCUCCCUCCCUUCCCACCCUAGUAACCAUCAAAAAAUAUUUCCUCCUCUGUUUAAACUAUUUCUUGAGUUCUUAUAGUAGUGGUCUUAUACAAUAUUUGUCCUUUUGCAGCUGACUAAUUUCACUCAGCAUAAUGCCUUCCAGAUUCCUCCAUGUUAUGAACUGUUUCACAGAUUCAUCACUGUUCUUUAUUGAUGUGUGACUAUACCAUAAUUCAUCCAUUCAUCUGUCGAUGGGCACCUUGGUUGCUUCCGUCUUUUUGCUAUUGUAAACAGUGCUGCAAUGAACAUGGGUGUGCAUAUAUCUGUUCGUGUAAAGGCUCUUAUUUCUCUAGGAUAUAUUCCAAGGAGUGGGGUUGCUGGAUCAUAUGGUAGUUCUAUUUCUGGCUUUUGAAGGAAGCACCAAAUCGAUUUCCAAAGUGGUUGUACCAUUUUACAUUCCCACCAGCAGUGUAUAAGUGUUGCAGUCUCUCCACAACCUCUCCAAAAUUUAUUAUUUUGUGUUUUUUGGAUUAAUGCCAGCCUUGUUAGAGUGAGAUGGAAUCUCAUUGUAGAUUUGAUUUGCAUUACAGAAUGGCUAAUGGUUGUGAGCAUUUCCUCAUGUAUCUGUUAGCUACCUGAAUGUCUUCUUUAGUGAAGUGUCUGUUCAUAUCUUUUGUCCAUUUUUUUAAUUGGGUUAUUUGUCUUUUUUGUAGUUGAGUUUUUGCAGUAUCAUGUAGAUUUUAGAGAUCAGACGCUGAUCGGAAAUCCUUUAGCUAAAAUCUUUUUCCCAGUCUGUAGGUAAUCUUUUUACUCUUUUGGUGAAGUAUUUGGAUGACCAUGGGUGUUUGAUUCUUAGGAGCUCCCAGUUAUCUAGUUUUUCUUCUGCAUUCUUAAUAGUGUUUUGUAUGCUGUUUAUUCCAUGUAUUAGGGCUCCUGACGUUGUCCCUAUUUUUUCUUCCAUGAUCUUUAUCGUUUUAGAUUUUAUAUUUAGGUCUUUGAUCCAUUUUGAGCUUGUUUUUGUGCAUGGUGUAAGGUAUGGGUCUUGUUUCAUUUUUUUGCAGAUGGAUAUCCAGUUAUGCAAGCAUCAUUUGUUAAAAGACUGUCUUUUCCCCAUUUAACUGCUUUGGGGCCUUUGUCAAAUAUCAACUGCUCAUAUGUGGAUGGAUUUAUGUCUGGAUUCUCAAUUCUGUUCCAUUGGUCCAUGUAUCUGUUAUUGUACCAGUACCAGGCUGUUUUGACUACUGUGGUGGUAUAAAAAAAAAAAAAAAAAACAGUGCAAUAAUAUGUUCUAAAAUCAGGUAGAGUAAGGCCUCCCACUUUGUUCUUCUUUAUCAGUAAUGCUUUACUUAUCCAGGGCCUCUUUCCCUUCCACAGGAAAUUGGUGAUUUGUUUCUCCAUCUCAUUAAAAAAUGUCCUUGGAAUUUGGAUCUAAUUGCAUUAAAUCUGUAGAUUGCUUUUGGUAGAACAGACAUUUUUAUAAUGUUAAGUCUUUCUAUCCAUGAGCAAGGUAUGUUUUUCCACUUAUGUAGGUCCCUUUUGGUUUCUUGCAGAAGUGUUUUGUAGUUUUCUUUCUAUAAGUCUUUUACAUCUCUGGUAAGAUUUAUUACUAAGUAUUUUAUCUUCUUGGGGGCUACUAUAAAUGGUAUUGAUUUGGUGGUUUCCUCUUCGAUGUUCUUUUUGUUGGUGUACAGGAAUCCAACUGAUUUUUGUGUGUGUAUCUUGUAUCCUGAUACUCUGCUGAACUCUUCUAUUAGUUUCAGUAGUUUUCUGGAGGAUUCCUUAGGGUUUUCUGUGUAUAAGAUCAUGUCAUCUGCAAAUAGAGAUACUUUAACUUCUUCCUUGCCAAUCUGGAUGCCCUUUAUUUCUUUAUCUUGCCUAAUUUUUCUGUCUAGGACCUCCAGCACAAUGUUGAAUAAGAGUGGUGAUAAAGGGCAUCCUUGUCUGGUUCCAAACUCAGGGGGAAUACUUUCAGGCUCUGUGUGUUUAGGAUGAUGUUGGCUCUUGGCUUUGUAUAAAUGCCCUUUAUUAUGUUGAGGAAUUUUCCUUCUAUUCCUAUUUUGCUAAGAGUUCUUGUCAUGAGUGAGUGUUGAACUUUGUCUAAUGCCUUUUCUGCAUCAAUUGAUAAAAUCAUGUGAUUCUUGUCUUUUUAUAUAUGAUAAAAAUAGAUUACGUUAAUUGUUUUUCUAAUAUUGAACCACCCCUGCAUACCUGGUAUGAAUCCCACUUAGUCAUGCUGAAUUUUUUUUUUUUUUAUUUUGUUGAAUUCCAUUGGCUAGAAUUUUGUUGAGAAUUUUUGUAUCUAAUUUCAUGAGGGAUAUAGGUCUGUAAUUUUCUUUUUUAAUGGUGUCUUUACCUAGUUUUGGUAUCAGGGAUAUGCUGGCUUCAUAGAAUGAGUUUGGGAAUAUUCUGUCCUUUUCUAUCCUCUGAAAUACCUUUAGUAGUAGUGCUGUUAGCUCUAAUCUGAAAGUUUGGUAGAACUCUGCAGUGAAGCAGUCCUCCAGACCAGGGCUUUUUUUUUUGUUGGGAGUUUUUUGAUUACCUUUUCAAUCUCUUCUUUUGUUAUGGGUCUAUUUAGUUGUUCUACCUCUGUUUGUGUCAAUUUAGGUAGGUAGUGUGUUUCUAGGAAUUCAUCCGUUACUUCCAGGUUUUCAAAUUUGUUAGAGUACAAUUUUUCAUAGUAAUCUGAUAUGAUUCUUUUAAUUUCAUUUGGGUCUGUUGUAAUAUUGUCCAUCUCAUUUCUUAUUCAGGUUAUUUGCUUCCUCUCCUGUUUUUCUUUUGUCAGUUUGGCCAGUGGCUUAUCAAUUUUGUUGAUUUUUUCAGAGAACCAGCUUUUGGUCUUGUUAAUUCUUUCAAUUGUUUUUCUGUUUUCUGUUUCAUUUAGUUCUGCUCUAAUUUUUAUUAUUUGUUUUCUUCUGGUGCCUGUGGGUUUCUUUUGUUGCUCUCUUUCUAUUUGUUCAAGUUGUAGGGAUAAUUCUUUGAUUUUGGCCCUUUCUUCUUUUUGUAUGGGUGCAUUUAUUGAUAUAAAUUGACCUCUGAGCACUGCUUUCACAGUGUCCCAAAGAUUCUGAUAAGAAGUGUUUUUGUUCUCAUUGGAUUCUAUGAAUUUCUUUUUUCCAUCCUUAAUGUCUUCUAUAAUCCAGUCCUUCUUGAGCAAGGUAUUGUUCAGUUUCCAAGUGUUUGAUUUCUUUUCCCUGCUUUUUCUGUUAUUGAUUUCUACUUUUAUGGCUUUAUGGUCAGAGAAAAUGCUUUGUAAUAUUUCAAUGUUUUGGAUUCUGCUAAGGCUUGCUUUAUGACCUAACAUGUGGUCUAUUUUAGAGAAUGUUCCAUGUGCACUAGAAAAGAAAGUAUACUGGCUGCUGUUGGGUGGAGUGUUCUAUAUAUGUCUAUGAGGUCAAGUUGGUUGAUUAUGGCAUUUAGAUCUUCUGUGUCUUUAUUGAGCUUCUUUCUGGAUUUCCUGUCCUUCACCGAAAGUGGUGUGUUGAAGGCUCCUACUAUUGUUGUGGAGCUGUCUAUCUCACUUUUCAGUGCUGAUAGAGUUUGUUUUAUGUAUCUUGCAGCCCUCUCAUUGAGUGCAUAAAUAUUUAAUAUGGUUAUAUCCUCUUGGUAUAUUGUCCCUUUAAUCAUUAUAUAGUGUCCUUCCUUAUCCUUUAUGAUGGAUUUAACUUUAAAGUCUUUUUUGUCAGAAAUAUUGCCAUUCCUUUUCUUUUUUGAUUGUUGCUUGGUUGAUAUAUUUUUUUCUAUCCUUUGAGUUUUAGUUUGUCUCUAAGUCUAAGGUGUGUCUCUUGUAGGGAGCAUAUAGACGAGUAGUGUUUUUUAAUCCAUUCUGCCACUCCCUGUCUCUUUAUUGGUGAAUUUAGUCCAUUUACAUUCAGCGUAAUUAUGGAUAGGUAUGAAUUUAGUGCUAUUAUUUUGAUGCCUUUUUUGUGUGUGUUGUUGACAGUUUCUUUUUCCCACUUAAUUUUAUGUGCUGAGUAGAUUGUAUAUUGUCCUUUCCUCAUAUUUGUUGUUGUUGAUUUUGUUUCUGCUGAGUCUCUAUUUUUCUCUUGUAUUUUAUUUUGAUGUGUAGGAUAGUUUGUCUCCUUUGUGGUUACUUCAAUAUUUACCCCUAUUUUCUAAAUUUAAACCUAACUUUUAUUUCUUUGUAUUGCCUUGUCUUCCUCUCCAUAUGGAAGAUCUGUGACUACAUUUCUUAGUCCCUCUUUAUUGGUUUAAUGUUGUCUUCUUUUACAUAAUAACAUUGCUGCCACUCAACUACAUCAGUCAUCCUGUGAUCAGCCUUUCAUCAAUCAUCCUGUGAUCAGCCUUUCAUCACUAGCGCUUAUCUAUUUAGUUAUGUGGUAGCUGCCACCCAUGUCUCUCAAAAAUUUCUCUGACAUAUAGAUUAUAAUAGCUAAUGAAAUACAAAUUCCACUUUAAUGCAGUACUAAAGAAUAUAAUGGCUUGUGAGUGAUUAGGUCAUCAUCUUACUCCAAGGAAUUUAGGAACCACCCACACCUUCCAAAUAAAGUCUAGAACCCUUUGCUUAGCAUUCAACACUUUUUGUAAUCUGGCCUUGUCCUAAACAGAAGAACUAUACUAGAUUAUUUGCUUUUUCCUGACAUUAAUCUGCUUGAAAUGGCUUUUCCCAAUCUUUCCUUGUUCAAAUACUGCCUAUGCUUCCAAGGCCUGGCUCAAAUACCACAUUCCUUCAAGAACUAUUCCAGUUAGAAGUAAUCUUUGCUCCCCUGUACUCCCUUACAUUGUCUUCAUACCUCUAACAUGACAAUUUAUAUAUCCUUACUGUGGAGUUUUAGUGCACAGGCACUUAAUUUAUGUGAAUUCAAGUCUAAGUAAAGCUGAACAACUAAGUUUAAAUUCCUCAGUUUUAACUAUCAGUCCUAUAUCAGUUAGAGUUCAAUAAGAGAAGCAAAACCACUCUGAGUGAUGGAGAAUAAGGGAUUUAUUAUGGGCAUUAGCCUUCACAUAAUUGUAGGAGUUGGUUAAGCAGUCUGUCUAUGUCUGGUGUAGGGCCAAAAGUCAGCAGGGUUAGCAGUCAGGCAGGAAAUAUGGCCAUGAAAUGGGGGAAAAGUAAAAACUGGAGCCAGUAAAGACAAUCUGGAACCUACAAGGACCAACUAGAACCUGUGAACACACACUUGUGUCUGCCUCUCACUAUAUCUAACCUCAGUGAUAUGAGUGACAUACAGGAUGAGCUGGUGCCUUUCGCCACAAAGCUUAUGACUAUUUUAUAUUCCCACAGCAAUGUAUGAGGGUUGCGAUUUUUUCACAUCCUUGACAACACUUGUUAUUGUCUUUUUGAUUAUAGCCAUUCCAGUGGGUGUGAGGUAGUACCUCACUGUGGUUUUGAUUUGCAUUAAUUUUUUUUUCUUUUUAAUGAUUAAUGAUAUUGAAUAUCCUUUCAUAUGCAUAUUGGUGAUUUGUAUAUCUUGUUUAGAGAAAUCUUUUGCACGUUUUUUAAAAAUUGGGUUAUAAGACUUUUAUUGCUGAGUUGUGAGUGUUUUUAUAUAGUCCAGACAGUAGGCUAAAUACACUAGAUACUAGACCAAAUACCACUAGGUACAAAUCAAAUAGGAUUUGCAAAUACUUUCUCCCGGUCUCUGAGGUAUCUUUUCAUACUCUUGAUUUACAAAAUUUUAAAUUCUGAUGAAGUACAAUUUAUCUAUUUUUCUUCAUUUGCUUGUGCUGUUGAUGUCAUAGCUAAGACAGUAAUACUAAUCCACGGUUACACAGAUCUACACCUAUGUUCUUUUCUAAGAGUUUUAUUGUUUCAGCUCUUACAUUUAGGUCUUUGAUCCAUUUGGAGUUAAUCUUGUUGAAUGCUGUGAGGUAGGAAUCCAAUUUUAUUACUUUGCCUGUGGCUUCCAUUUGUUCCAGUCAAUUCUUUUAAAUAAAUAUUUUGUAAUGUCUUGUUAGUAUCCUGAAAUGAAGUUUAUUGGUAAUAUAUGUACCCAUACGCAUUAAUUUAAACAUUAAUAUAAAGCCAUACCUUUAGUAUAGUGGAGAAAUAAAAGGUAAGUAAUGUAUAAAUUAAUAUAUAUUUCAAAAUGAAUAUGUUCAUGCAGGACUACUGGAAGAAAUAAUAAAAUCACAACAAGCUUUCACCUAUAGGAAGACUCACUGUAAAUGCAGCUGCAAACGCAGACUGAUUUAAGAGUGCUGGCUACUCAGCAACCACCAGCCUAAUUGAUGGUGAAGAUGUGGUUUUCCAAAAUGAUGAAGAAGAAUUCUUAAAUCCUGACCAAAUAAAGCAUAAUCUUCUCCAAAUUUACUUAGAUUUUGAAUUCCUGGAAAAUUAAGUGAUGUUAAAAUUAAGCAAAAAAUACUUUGCAUUUACACAAAAAUUGAAUUUUUUUUCUAGUCUCAUACGCAGGUUUUUGCCCCCUUAUAUGAAAGUCUGAUGGUAUAUUCAAAGGGGGUGCAGAGUAUGGAACAAUUCUGCAUUGUGCAGGAAUGUCCUGCACAUCCCUGGUCUCUGUCCACACUAUGUGCCAGAAGUUCCUCCCACUUGCCAUCAUUGUGACAUCCACUUGGGAAAUCUGUUUCGCAUUAUCCAUUAAAAUUGACCACAUGCAUUUGCCAUGACCCAGGAUUCCAGUUCUUAUCAUAUACACAACAGAGAGGAGCAUGUAUGUACAUCAAAAGUUUUGUAUUAGAAUGUUCAAAGCAACAUUAUUCCUAAUUGCCCCAAACUGGAAACAACUCAAAUGCCCCUCAGUAGUGGAAUGGAUAAAUAAAGGAAUAAUAUACAACAAUGAAAAUGGAGGAAUUGCUACUACACAAACCAUGGAUGAAUCUCACAAACAUAAUAUUGAGUGACCAAAGCGAGACAUAAAAGAAUACAUACUAUUUGAUUACAAAAGUUCAAAAACAGACAAAACUGCUCUAUAAUAUUUAGAGGGAUAAUGACAGUAACAGUGAGGUAAUGAGAUGUUCUUCUGUAGUACCGGUAGAGUUCUAUAUCUUUACCUAGGUGGGAUUUAUAUGGGUAGUUCAGUUUGUGUUAAUUCAUUAUCAGUAGGGGAGAGAGCAUGAGCACAAUUUCAAACAGCGAGAUGAGUGAUGUGGAUAGGGACAAACAGAUGAGUGAAGGUUCAGGGAAAGAAAGAAAAAAAACAAAACAGCAAUUUUGAAAAAGCCAACCCUCUCCUUACCAAUUCUCCAGCCCUCCAUUUCUUAGGAGGGGAGCCCAGGUAGGACCAAAACCAAGAAACAAAUUACAGUUCAAACUCAAAUCCUCAAACAGAUCUGGAGACUCAAAUGUCCACCAUUCUGGGCAAAAGUCAUUCCCAGAUUUAUCGAAGGUGAUUACAAAAGGGUUCACCCUAACCACCACGUCCCUUCGCUGCCCAGGAUAUGAGCAAAAGGAAAAAAAACAACAAAAAUUACUUCCCAACCUUUGCUUCAAGCUCCCAACCGCCAGGACAGCCCGGGGUCAGACCCAUUACCUUAGGAGGCGGUGCCGGGUCCCCACAUUUACGCCCUAGCAACAGGGCGAACCUCUGUUGCGUCAUAGCAACGCGCCCCGCACUCUCCUCGGUUGGGCCAGCUCUCUCUUCGUCCUGUUCCACUCUUGGCAUCACCUGCAGCCCACCCUCCUUCCACCUCCCCCCGGGGCCUCUGCCUGGUCCGGAGGGGUCGAAAUUACACCCUCUGACUCUGGAGCCCGGCAGCUCUUGGGGCUCCUGAGGUGGGAGCCGCCCAAGAGCCAGAGCAGCGGGGAGGGAAGGCGAGAAAGCCCAUUUCAAUUUAUUUAAGAAAGAAAAAAAGAAAUCAAGAUUUUUGUAAUUUUUAUUUCUAAGGCGUAAGCAAAGCUAACGGGGAGAGGGACCUGGAGGGUGGGGAAAUCACUUUUGCACAAAUUUCAUAUAGGGAAGGAAGAAAAGACACCCGUCGAGGACCCAAUACGGAGGCCAGGAAUCGUGGAGCCUGGCAGCAGCUGGAGCCGAUUGGGGACCGGAGAUGUUGGACAAUAUCGCUCCUGUCCUGCAGGAGCUGGGCAGGCAGGUGCUGCCCACGCUGCCCUCCCUGACCCAAGAGGAAGUCUCUAUUAUUUGGGGGGAUGUGGCAGAAUUUGUGCAACGGCAGCUAACUCUGCGCAAGGGGGUUCAGAUUCCAGGACUUGGAAUUUUCACUUUUACAAGACAGAAGCUUGAGGUGGGAAACAACAAAUUUGUUCUAAUUCAGAGGCCCGUAUUUAUCAUGGCGGAGAAGUUAGUACAGCUCCAUGGACUCAAACAAAACAAAGUACACACUCCUGGUGAUAUCCCAGUUAUUCCACUUAAUUUUGUCAUGAUAUCUUUGGAGGGUCCAUUUAACAGGGAUACAGUGGAAGGAUGUGUGAAGGAGACAUUGCUUUUUUUAUCGCGAUCCAUUUCCACCAAACAAAAUGUGGAGUUUACAUUCAAAGGAAUUGGGGUUCUUGUGAUCAGAAACAGCAAAGUGAAGAUGAAAUUUUAUAAGGACUUUCUUUGUGCCAUGGAUGGAAGUGGGACUUUGGUGAAAGCCCUAGCAAAUAGGCCUGGCACUGUGGACUCAGUGUUGUCUAGCAGAGAGGACGUUGGGAAGAGGCCCUGCAGCGUGCUUGUGUUCCCAAGGAUUGAUCUCAAGGAGACAGAAAACAAACCAUCUAUGCAGACCACUGUAGAAGAAAAUGGAGAGAAUAGAGAAAGAAAGUACAAGGUUAAAGACCAGUCAGAUAAAGAAGACAUCAGAGAGAUCUUGUCACCCAAGAGACAUAGAGAUAGACAGGCUAUCUCUCCUGCCAAAGUGACAAGUGUUAGCUUGCUGGACAAGCUUGAGCGAAAUGGGAGUGGUGGGAGAAAUGUGACCCCUGAAAGCUUAACAUCUUCAGGUUUUCUGAAAGCUGACAAUGAAAUGAAGUCCAAACCUUCUCCAGCCCCUGCUGCUUGUCAAGAUCAUAAUAAGGCAGGACAGGAAAUGUGCUAUGUAUGUCUGCAACGAGCACAAAGGAACUCCCCGGUGUACUAUAGUGAAGAGAGGAAAAGGAGAGAGAUAGAAGAUGAGCAACUCAUACAGCAGUAUCAGCUGUUGAAAGAACAGGAGGCUGUCUUCAGACAGCAGAUGAAAAGUCUGGCUACUAGAGAACAGAAUCAGAAAAAUGCUGCCUAUAAUCUUGGAGUUGCUGAAGCUAUAAGAAACCACAAGAACGAAAAACCUGAAUUUUAUAAAUCCUGUAUAUUUGAUAAGCGACCACUCAGUCCUGAGAUUAAUGCUCUUAAGCAAGAGGAAUAUUCCCAAAGUCUCCUGAAACAAAUAGAUAACAGAAGGGAAAAAGAAAUAAAGCAAAGACAAAACAGAGAAUUGAUGGACCGCCUAGAACAAGUGCAACUAACAGAGGAACUUGCUGCACAACGAGCCCAAUAUUUGAAAGAUAAGAUGGAAGAAACCCAGUGUUACAAGAGGGCUUUGGAUGCCCAGAUAAAGAACAAACCCCUCCAGCUACCUGUGUUUGAGCCAGACUCUUCCGAACCCAUCUUUGGUAAGAACAGGGGUGAGCUGGCAAUGGAAAGAUUCAGUCGAGAACAGAAUUACAUGAAGCACCAGCUGGAGGCAGCUGCUGGCCACAAGAGGAGAGCCAUUCUGAACCAACUGGUGGAUCAGAGGCGGGAUUUGCAAAUGUUGGAGAGGACACACAAAGAAUACUUGGCAGACAGAGCUGCUGAACUGGAGCGAGUGAGCAGAAUCAACAAAUGCUUACAGGAGGACUGGGAAAGGAGUGCUGCGAUGAAGAGGCAGCGGGACCUGGAGGAGAAGGCUUUUGAGAGGGCUUCUGACAAGCUGUUCCUCCUGGACCAAUGUGAGAAUUAUCUGCGCUGCAAGCAGUGCCAGAGGCGCACCUCCAACAUGGGCCAGAGCAACCUGUGGCCCCUGAACAAGCACUUGUAUGGCUCCCGGUUGCUUGUGUAAAACUCAAAGUUUGGCCCUGGGUUUCCUGGGGAGAGUUUAUGUAUUUUAGAUGUUUGAGAUGAUUGUGAAACAGCAUAUUUAUAGCUCAGAGGAAAAAAAAUAAAUGAUUAUGUAGGCUGGGGGCUUUCAAGACUAGAUUGAGUUUUCACCCCUUAUUGAAUUCAUGUAGUCAGGUUCUCCCCUCCUGCUUUCCCCCCACCCUCAUUAAUUCCCCGUAUUUGUCUCAGAUGGCAAUGAAGGUGUCUGAACGGUACUGAGGGCUAGAACCCUGCUGCCACAGGAGCUGGGAAUGGACCCAGUUUCAUUCUGGCUCCUGGAUGCUGGGGUCCCAGGCUGAGGUGCUGCUGGCCCAGGCCUGCCACUCCUUCUGUGACUUUGUAUAAGAAACUUAUCUUUUUUUCACCUAUAAUGAAUACUGUCUAAAUAAAUAUUUUCUAAGU
Molecule: messenger RNA, 12650 nt
Organism: Loxodonta africana (African savanna elephant)
Lineage: Eukaryota; Metazoa; Chordata; Mammalia; Proboscidea; Elephantidae
Gene: CCDC81
Product: coiled-coil domain containing 81
Exons: 15
Coding region: 10243-12210 (655 amino acids)
Cellular component (GO): centrosome
Source: RefSeq, a predicted model, not a curated record